This is a messenger RNA of Penicillium argentinense, 2991 nucleotides long. Its product is annotated as BTB domain and ankyrin repeat protein. Gene Ontology annotation, molecular function: protein binding. Lineage: Eukaryota; Fungi; Ascomycota; Eurotiomycetes; Eurotiales; Aspergillaceae. The coding region runs from base 1 to 2991 and encodes 996 amino acids. The transcript has a single exon. The record is from RefSeq and is a predicted model, not a curated record.
AUGGCUGCCAGUGAUGUUGAUGUCGGCCAAGAUGGGUCCAUCAUCAUUUGCACCACGUCUGGAACGGCAUGGAGGAAAGAAAAGCGAACGAAGCGCAAAGAUGGAUCCUCGAAGGAUUACAAGUUUGCCCGUAUCCCAGGAUUGUCACGGGCCGUGGCUGUCCGCAGCAACGCCUUUGGAGCAUACGCUGUGGCGCAGCGCGAUUACGACGUGACUCGCGAACAAGUACACAUCGGCCGGAGUACUCUUUGGGAUGAUCUGCUACCUCUUUCACCAUUCAUCACUCCCGGCCUGGAAGAUGUCGAUUCGAUGCUAGCACAGGAUACAACAGAUGAUCCGGUCCCGCUCUCCGCCGCAACGGUCAUCAAAAGAGCUAUUAUACUCUCAUCGGAUAUGGAGAGCCAAUUUCUGCCUCUGCAAUCUGCUGGAAUGGUCUGGGUCACAACGUCUACUUCUGAAUCACGCAUUCCUGUGCACAAAUUCCUUCUCACGGGUCGCAGCCCCGUCCUUCGAAAGGCCCUUCAUGAUUUCCAAGAGUCGUAUUAUUCGACUGUACCCGAAAUUCUCGAUAUCGAAUACGGCAAGGACGGACAGACUCAGAUCAAACUACAUGGAGCCGAUUUCCUGACUGCGAUGAAUCUCGUGUUCUUCCUGUACACGGAUGACAUACUCGAUGUUUGGCAUCUGGCGAAGACCUCCCCUGCAAAUGCGGCUCGUUACCGACAGGUUCGCAACGAAGUAAUGCGGGUUGCAACACAUCUUGGCUUGCCAACUCUGGAGCGUGCAGCCAGACUAAUGGUCGAGCCGCAACGGAGCUUGAAAACGGAUAUGGCUCAUGCUAUCAAAUCCGACACGUUCUUUGACGAUGCAGAUGUUGUUGUUGAUCUGAAGGGAGAUGCUGUCAAAGUACACAGUCAGGUGAUCUGCCAAAGAUGCCCAUUUUUUGAUACCUUGUUCCAUGGCCUAUCUGGUGGCAGGUGGCUCGCUUCUCGUCGGUCGUCUGAAAUGAUACACGUUGACCUUCAACAUAUCGAGCGCCCGACUUUCGAUUUUGUCUUGCGCUAUGUCUAUGCCGACACAGACGAGCAAUUGUUUGACCAAGUUCGGGUAAAUACAAUUGACGAUUUCAUCGACUUGCUUCUGGAUGUCGCGUACGUGGCCAACGAAUUGAUGAUCGAUCGACUGUCACAAAUAUGUCAAAAGAUGAUUGGUCGUUUUGUCAACACUCGCAAUAUUUCCUACCUUCUCAAUUCGGUUGCUCCCAUCUACGUGUCCGAGCUCAAGGAGGCAUCUCUGGAAUACAUUUGUCUCGACCUCGAAACUAUGCUUGCAAAUAAGUAUUUGGACCUUGAUGAUGAUCUGCUUCGGAAGCUUGACCUGGUCUGUCACGAAAAUCAACUGGCCUGCUAUCCGAUCUCCCGAGGGCGUAACUCCGACGACUUUGUCUUUGAGAAAUAUCCGGAGAUCGUCAGCUCUCUUGAUAGGGACAAGAGACGACGCAUCGAUGCCAUGGCACUUCAAACCCGUCUCGGCCAGGUGGAAUCAUACGAUGUGCGGCCACGACAAGGUGCAAACGACAAGACACCUGUAUCUUCUCGAAAGACAAAGGCCAGUACGCCUCGGGAGCUUCAUAGCUCGGCUGCUAGCCCUAUGCUGAAGCCAAGGCAGUCUACCGGCGACCUCAUGUUCCAAAUGGAUGAGGAGGCAGCCUUGUCACCUGGUGAUUUCAUCAAGGGUAAAGCUGCAAUGCGGAGUAUGAGACCAGGGGAAAGUUCAUACCCCGACUCUCCCGCGCUGGGGGCAAGCAUACCCCAGUCGAUUGAGGAGAAGAGUUUCCUGGACGCCCAAAUGUCCUCCACACGCGAUGCCAUCUUGUCUGAGUCUCCAACCGAGUCUCGGGCCAUUGCACUUCAUCAAAAGCCCUCCCUUGGAUCACCUCCCGAAUCUUCAGCACCAUGGGGCUCACCUGUAAUUCCGAGCAGUAAGAAGGACCUCAAAGAUAUCAUGGGCGAAACUUCUCAAUCUCGAGUGUCCAAUUUGACAUUGGGCAUGGCUGCUGGACGGCGCGAGAGUAUUGGCAACUUUACGCAGAAGAUUUCCCAAAAGGAGCGAAAGAAGCAACAACAGCAACAGCAAAUUCAGGAGAAGCUUGCUGCCGAGGAAAAGGCCAAGGAGGCAUCGCGAAAUCCAUGGCAGUUGCCACCACCAGCUACACCGUCAACUCCUGGCAAAGAUCCGCUUCCUGGUCAAAGUGCACCGUCCACUCCAGCUUCUGGGUCAAAAUCUGUUCAAAAGCCCGCGAUGACCAUGCGCCAGACCGUAGCUGGGACACCUAUCCCUCGCUCAAAGCCAGUUGCCACACCAGUGCAAUCACAAAAUCACAGUAUUUCUGGGAACAUACAAUCUUCACUCUCCAAAAACUCGUUCUCCUCACAGGAUUCCCUCCCAAAGCUCUCCCCACAACCUCCCAUUCAGUCAAUCCGGCACAUUCCACGCUCCGAUCCACACUCAGCAUCCCGCUCUCCAUCCGGAAACUCCUUCUCUCUGGCCAGUAUCUUGCACCAGCAACAAAUAGAGAAAGACGAGAUCCGAGAAGCAGCCAUGGCCAAGCACAAUUUGCAAGAAAUCCAAGCCGAGCAGGAGUUCCAGGCAUGGUGGGAUCAAGAGAGUAAACGUGUGCAGGGCCUUCUUGAUCCUGAACAGUCUCAAAAAAAGCAAAGGCAGCGUGGUGGCAGCAGAGCUGGACGUGGCGGAAAGGAGUCAGGUACUUAUAACAGUUCACGCAAGCGUCGGGGUAAUAAGAGUACCACACCAGAGGCCAAUUCCGAGGGCCAAAAGCAGCCUCAACCGCAAGCUACCCCGAAAAGGAACGUGAAUGGCCAUGGGUCUUCACAGGCUCAAGAAACCCAGGCUGGGAAUCAUGCCGGGGUUAAGAAUUCUCGUCGUGGUGGACAUCAGCGCGGCCGAGGACGUGAUCGGGGAAAUCAGUAG